This is a messenger RNA of Exaiptasia diaphana, 2041 nucleotides long. RefSeq lists its product as uncharacterized. Lineage: Eukaryota; Metazoa; Cnidaria; Anthozoa; Actiniaria; Aiptasiidae. The transcript is spliced from 9 exons. The record is from RefSeq and is a predicted model, not a curated record. Bases 103 to 1890 code for a protein of 595 amino acids.
GGCUUCAAAAUCCAGAAUCAAUUAGUGUGGACUUUCAUCCAAGAUACUGAAGCAAUUGAAGGGUUGUCUCUCGUAUUUCUACUGAGCGCUCUUUGAAAAAUCAUGAAGGUUUUAAGACUCGGCAUAGCUCUGGUCUUGUUGGUCAUUCUAACUUGCAGUGUGACAGCCAAGAAACACAAGAUAAAAAACCAAAAGAAACAUGGGGAGAAGAAUACAACUCUACCACAGGAAAGCGUUUUAAGUGAGGCCAAAAACAAAAAGAACAAUAGGCUGAUGAAUGUGACUCUGGUGCAGGAAAACUUCUUAAGUGAUUCUGAAAGCGAGUUGGAACGCAAGCUCCUUGAACUGGCAGCGCAAGAAGAAAAUACUGAAGAAUGGCGUAGAAAGUUCAGAGAAAUGUCCAAGCAGUUGGCUGAAACCAUGGCAAACCAGGACAAGAAUGAUGAACAAUUCAAUAACCAGUCAUUAACUGAUCUCCAAGAUGCAGCUCCUAAAGACAAACUCAUUACUGCAGUCCGAACCAAGCUAACAGCAUUCAGCGGUCCACUGUCAUCUCGUGCUUCAGAUUCUUUAUCGAGUUUAGAUACAAAAUGGUACAGUCUCUCCGAUGAUAGCAAGCAAGGAGCCCUAGACACAUUAGGGGUUAUAUCCUCGAACAUUGAGGUAUUUGGAAAUGCUGAAGAAGACCCAGUAGGUGCAAUAAGGGGAGCGAUUGACAUCGUUGCCUCCAUAGCCAGUAACUUUGGACCAAAAGGUCAGCUUGCAAGUGUGGCUCUAGGCUUUGUCUCUGCUCUACUUGGCUUAUUUGGUAAAGGACCGAAACCGAAGCCUUUGGCUCAAGUUGUCAGAGAGCAGAUAGAUGAGGCUCUGGCGGAAUAUCGCGAGGAGGAACUAGUUAGAAGAAAAGAUGGUUUGAUAUCAGCAUUUCAACUCACUAAAGCGUACUUAGACGGAGCUUCAGAGUCGGGUAAACCCUUAAGUACAGAGGAAGUGCCUGUGGCAACAAAUGAAAUGGAAAGAUCACAAGGUGUGGCGUUUAUGGGAGAACUUGCCAGUGAAGUACGUAAGAUGUUCCGCGAUAACAAAGUAGCGGAUUCAAGAAAAGCCAUUAGAUAUUGUGAGAUGUACGCACAGCUAGCGGUAUUCCGUGACAUCAUCCUAACACAGUAUAUUGCCAUGUUACCGACCACUGAAACUUGGGAAAAUCACCUCAAUGGUGUAAUAUCYGAUCGAGCGUUGUUUAGAAGAUUAUCAGCAGUGUUACUCGACAAGCUCUACACAGUAGACUACGAUAGCAACAUAAUACCAUAUUUUGAUCCAGAUGUCAGCGUUAUAACGGACUCUUUCUCGACUAAGAUGUUAAAUUUGGGUAAAUACGAUCGUUCUUUGGCUGGCCUGCACUGCCUUAUGACCCCAGGGAGCAGUGGCCUAGAAGAUCUUGAUUGGCAAAGAGAGGAUUCAGAUUUCAAACCUAGUGGUAAUCCUUACACCACAAUUGUGAAGCCAAACAACAAMAAUUGUUAUUGGAAGCUUGUGCCACAUGGAAGUUACACGUACAGCAUURUAAAUAAAUACAAAUGCAAAGACAAGUACGACUAYUGUGGCUCUUUGCURUCAUGGACAAMAGUUGRUGAYAARGCCUAUGUKGACAUCKCCUCGGRUGACCCCGUCUUGUGGGAAAUUUGGGGCUAUGACUGGAGAUAUAUUCGAAACAAACAGGGUUGUGGCAAGACAAAAAGUAAAUGGUGCAACUACGACUUCAGGAUGGACACAAGAACAGUUUAUAAAAUGGGUGGUUUAUAUAGUCCUCCGUACCCAGUUAGUAAAAAAGUUGGACAGCUAUUGCCUUCAAAUGGCAAAUACUACUGGAAGACUAGAAGGGCGGCAUAAUGGCUGAUAUGGCUUCCACGCACGGAUGAUGAUUAGCAAUCCUGAUAAUUAUGGAUGCUUAUGUCAAUAAGGAUGAUAAUGAAUACUUACUGAAAAUUUGAAUCUUAUACAUGUAAUAAAAUUCAAACAUUCUGUAACUAUACAAAAUCUA